This is a messenger RNA of Metarhizium brunneum ARSEF 3297, 393 nucleotides long. The record is from RefSeq and is a predicted model, not a curated record. NCBI's taxonomy places the organism in Eukaryota, Fungi, Ascomycota, Sordariomycetes, Hypocreales, Clavicipitaceae.
AUGAUGGGCUACGGUGACGACAGUGCGAUACCGGUUCCUGCGAUCUUCAUGUUCGUCCCUGGCAUGGCUGUCGUCGUGAACCAGAACACCCACCAAGGCCUGAAAGUGGUCAACGGAUCGAGAUAUGUGGCAUUAGAUGUCAUUCUGGACAGGAAGUACCCAGGCUAUCGCAUUUCCCGUGAUACCACCCUCCACUUUGGCCCCCCCGGCCGGGGUCCUGCUAGCCUCCGAGUCAACGAGAGACUUGCACUUCGUAGGCAUGCCACCCGGAACCGUCCUUCUUGCACCCAUCAGCACAAAGAUAGAGUGUCAGAGCAAACGGCCAUGGCAACAAUGCGACGUUACUCGUCGGGGAUUACCCUGCGCAGCCGCGUUCGCAUGCACCGAUUAUAA